CAAUUGUCCUUUCUGCACCGAGUUUCUUCAACUUUUGGAACUAGAGAUAUACAAAACUGUCUUUGCACCAGUUCCUAACAUUUUAAGACAUCAUGUCACAAGCUUUGGCUUUCCUUCAUCAAACAGAAACCGACCGGAGGCUCAUCUAUCCAUUUGGGCUCCAUAAAGGCAUUUUAGCUUAGCCACGACGCAUAGUUCUUGAGCUCUUCCAAGACAAGUGAGCUCUCACACCAUGCAUCCUUCUUCUUCACAACUGAGACACCCCUUUUGUAUAUAAAUAUUCCCUCCAUGAAAACCUUUUUCUCCUAGCAUUUUUGAGAGCCAGCCAUGGCAAUCUUUGCCAUACUAUUUCUUGCUACUGGAUUCAUGGCGAGUACCAAGGCUCUUAGUAGGGCUGACUUCCCUAGUGGCUUUGUUUUUGGAACGGCUUCUUCAGCUUACCAGUUUGAAGGAGCUGUAAACGAAGGGAAAAGAGGAGACAGUAUAUGGGAUACUUUCACAAGGAGACCAGGAAGGAUUUUGGAUUUUAGCAAUGCAGAAAUAGCAGUCGAUCAGUAUCAUCGAUAUAAGACUGAUGCGGACCUGAUGAAGGACAUGGGAAUGGAUGCAUACAGAUUCUCAAUCUCAUGGUCCCGGAUCUUCCCAAAUGGAACUGGGGAACCCAACCCAGAAGGAAUUAGCCACUACAACAGUCUCAUAGAUGCUUUGUUAGAGAAAGGAUUACAACCAUAUGUUACUCUCUAUCACUGGGACCUUCCGCAGUCUCUUGAAGAUAGAUAUGAUGGAUGGCUGAGCAGACAGAUAGUAGAAGAUUUUGAGCAUUAUGCCUGUACUUGCUUUGAAGCUUUUGGGGAUAGAGUAAAGCACUGGAUCACCUUCAAUGAACCUCAUGGAUUCUCAAUUCAGGGUUACGACUUAGGCCUGCAAGCUCCAGGAAGGUGUUCUAUACUAUCUCAUUUGCUAUGCAGAAAGGGUAAAUCAUCAACUGAACCAUACAUUGUUGCUCACAAUAUCCUCUUAUCACAUGCUGCUGUGUUCCAUACUUACAAGCGCCUCUUUAAGGCAAAACAGGGUGGUUCUAUCGGAAUUGCUCUAGAUUCCAAAUGGUAUGAACCAAUAUCUGAUGCAGAUGAGGACCAUGAUGCUGCUCACAGGGCAAUGGACUUCGAAUUAGGAUGGUUCUUGGAUCCCCUAAUCUUUGGGCACUAUCCUCGCUCAAUGCAGAAUAUUGUAGGCAGUAGGCUGCCAAAAAUUACAAGUGAGAUGUCUAAGUCAUUGGCUGGGACACUGGAUUUUGUAGGCAUAAACCACUACACCACAUUAUAUGUGCGAAAUGAUCGAAUCAGAAUAUGGAAUCUUGUAAUGGAUGAUGCUUCAACUGACGCGGGUGUGAUCACAACUUCUUUCCGACAUGGAGAGAUGAUUGGUGAAAAAGCUGCGUCACAUUGGCUGCACAUAGUCCCAUGGGGAUUUCGCAAGCUAAUGAGAUACGUCAAGGAGAAGUAUGGAAAUCCAUUAGUAAUUAUAACAGAAAAUGGUAUGGAUGACCUAAACAACCCAUUUGCUACUCUAGACAAAGCGCUCGAGGAUAACAAGAGGAUACAUUACCAUAGAGACUAUCUUUCUAAUCUAAGCGCCGUCAUAAGGGAGGAUGGCUGCGAUGUACGUGGUUACUUCGUGUGGUCGCUACUCGAUAACUGGGAAUGGAACUCAGGCUACACUGUUCGAUUUGGCCUCUAUUUUGUUGAUUACAGGAACAACCUUACAAGGAUACCAAAAGCUUCUGCUAAAUGGUUUAGACAUUUUCUACAAAGACACUAAUGUGUAAUUCUGCUAAGCAAAAUAAUAUGAGUUACAGUUCACAGUGACAACAGCACUUGCCAUUUUAGGACAUGUUGUAGGAGAACCACUAGUAAGCACUUUGUCAUCUUCAUCAAAUUUUUUAAUGUAUUAUCCAUUCCAUUAGUUAUAAAAUUUCAGAGUCUACGGUGAUGCUCUAUUUGUUUUAAA
This is a messenger RNA of Phoenix dactylifera (date palm), 2010 nucleotides long. It is a transcript of the gene BGLU41, whose product is annotated as beta glucosidase 41. Lineage: Eukaryota; Viridiplantae; Streptophyta; Magnoliopsida; Arecales; Arecaceae. Gene Ontology annotation, molecular function: beta-glucosidase activity. The record is from RefSeq and is a predicted model, not a curated record. Gene Ontology annotation, biological process: carbohydrate metabolic process.